GCUAUCCGUGUUUUGAUGUCAGGAAUAAUGGCGGUUGAAGUGAUCUGCGGUGUUAGCGCAGAGAAGUAACGUCCGCUGCUUGGCCGUGGAUGGCCGUAGAGUGAUCAUUUCUUCGAGUUUCCGAUGGCGAAGUGAAGACAGGAAAACAAGGGCUGCCUCGUCAUGUCCAAGUUUGGGGCCAAGACUUACGGCCGCAAGCACGACGUCCGCCUGACCCCGCAGAUUGACCAGAUUGUCCUGGACAAAGGGGACAGCAAGGCAAGCUCUGCCAAGAUGUCGGUAGCAGCGGUGCACCGAUGGGGCGUCACUUCGUUCACAUCUCUGCGCAAGGCAAGCCAGGCAAAUGGCCAGACCGCUGAGGCCAGCGACGAAGAGCCGUUGCCUCUCGACUCGAGGGAGACCCUGUGCACGUCCGCCUUCAACGAAGAUCCCUUCAGCUUCGACGGGGAGCAGGAGGAACUGGUCACCUCCGACUUUGUCGUCAGGGGCCAGUCCUCUCGUCUGUCGAGCUCGCUCCAAGAUCAAGCCAAUUGCGUGCAGAAGACAGCGCCGAAGCCGAAGAAGUUCUUCAAGAGUCGCAACAACACCCUCUCGUCGUCCACCUCCCUUGCCUCCCAGACGUCCGCACGCGCCGUGGCGCAGUUUGACAAGUUGCGGUCUGCAUCCAACUCCGUGACCUCCAGGUCCAGAGACGGCAGAAUCGAGUCUUCUCAGAAGCCGUGGCCAGUUCCGAGCGACGACAACGUGGACUUCCGCUGUGUCAAACUGGAGAAGAUCAGUCGCGCCGCUGCGCUGUCCAAGGACUUUGCUGCGCCGGCCAUUCCCCCCGUGUCGGUGCGGCCGCCGAGUUUCGUCGUCCUGCCUCCAGCCGUGCAAGCACCACAGGGUCUGCAGCCAGUCGGGGAGGAGGUCAGGAGGCGCUCGCCGAGUCCCGAAAACGAAACGCCGCCGUUGCGUGGCCCCUCGUCGGCGAUACGGACAUACUCGAGAAAGAGGAACGCCGAAGCGACAGAUCUGUCUGCAGGAGCUGCUCCAGCAAAGAUGGCUCCGGUCGUGCCGCCUUCCCACCCGAGUUCGGCGACUUCAUCAGACCUCGUGUCCGGAUCCAGCAGUGUCGUGUCGCCGACGGUUCCCGAGACGAACUCGGACACACCGCGCGCUAACGACGUCGAGGAAUCCGCGGAUGACGGCUCCCCAGAUGCGAAGCUCGACGACGUAGCCGGGGGUUCCGGUGACGCAGCACCUCUUCUGCCGGAGGACAAGCCCCCGGAGCCAAAGGCAUCUUCUUCCAGGUGUAUCUUCAAGAGCAAGAGGAUAUUUCAAAGUCCAAAGAAGCCAAAGGCAGUUUACAAGAUGCGGCAUUGGCAAACGCCAGAUUCCGAAGAGGCCGAACAGGAACAGGAUGCUCAGAGCAAGAGCACGCUUGCUGAAGAAUUUGAAGAUGACCUUUUUGAUGAAGACCGCCUCACAAAGGAAGUUCACCAGCCUGCCAGGCCUUGGCAGGAUGCUGUCACUUCUGUCAAAUGCCCCCGAAAGGCCAAAGAGCUGUACACCGUGGUGCGGAAUGUGAAGCAGGCCUACCAGUGUCACGAAUCGGGGGAGACGCAGGAGUUCAAUGACGACAUUGAUUACCUCCUGGAGGGGGUGCAACCCAGCAAUCCGAUUGCGGCCAGGUGCCUCAGUGUGGUGAGCUUGGCAUCCAAGUGCAUGGUGCCAGCCUUCAGGAUGCAUCUACGAGCCCACGGUAUCAUGUCCAAGUUCUUCAGUGCCUUAACCGACGCCCCAUCUGAUCCUUGCCUGUCGCUGUGCACGGCGACUCUGUUUUUUGUGCUGAGCCAAGACCGGCUGACGAUGGACCUGGACGCAUCAACGCUGUCCCUGAUGCUGCAGCUCUUCGAGUCAGACCCCCAGCAGCAGGGCACAGCCAGGCUGCCACUCAGCACCCCGUCCUCGUCCUCGUCUUCCUCUUCCGAGCUCAUGGAGAGGCACCGGGAAAAGGUCCAGCAGCUCUGUGAGCAGAUGCAGCAGAAGGGGCAUGCCAAGCACCUCAACCUAAACAGAGUCAAUACUGGAACUCUAGCACUCGAGACACUCCUAAGUUUGACGUCUAGAAGAGCCGGGGAAUGGUUCAAGGAGGAGUUGCGGUUACAAGGAGGACUCACGCACAUAGUAAACACUGUGAGAGACUGCCUAUUCUAUUUUGGAGAAAAUGUGACCGUACUCCAGAGUCCCACUGAGUUUCAACUGGAAAAGCUCAGAAAGAUCGACAGGUGUUCUCGUGUCUUAGAAAACGUCACCUACAUGAACAGCGACAACCAAAUGUACCUGUUGGAGUACAAGGAUUCCCUUAUGGUGGCUUCUUAUAUCAGGUUGCUGCUGUUGUGCCAGUCGAGUCUGAUGGUGCACCACGUGAAGCUGGCCCCUGCAGGCCAGGGCGGGGGGGCAGACGUAGCCAAACCCUGCGAGAGCCAGACCACCUCGGUGGUGCUGCAGAACACCCAGGGACCCGGGGCCGUCUUCUUUUCCUGCCUCCUCUCCGUGCUAAGGGUGCUGCUCAACAUCACCCACGAGAGCCCACUGGGCAGCAGUGUGGUUGGCAGCCAGCCAGGGCUUCUGUGUGCCAUCCUGCUGUGCAUCCUCCAGGUGCCCAGGUCGGUGCCGAGUGAGCAGCGAUUCGACCUCCUGGUCCUGUCGCUGGGGCUGCUCAUCAACAUGGUGGAGCACUGCGAGAGCAACAGGGAGCGGCUCGUGAACACGGAGACCGUGGGCUCGUUUGAGUCAGUGUGUGAUGAGAUGGAGAUGCCUGCCUUCAAUGCCCUCAUGGAUCUGUUCACGGACAAGCUGGACGCUGCCAGGCUGUCGGAGGAGCAGGCGGAUGAACUGUUCAACAGCCAGGAGCAGAAGGCAAAAGCGUCCCUGGAGGCCAAGGAGGGCGAGGCGGCGCAAGUCAGCCAGACAUCCCAGGCGGACGACCUGGAGGAGACCAUCAUGAAAGCCCUCCAAAAGGCUGGCAAGCACAUGGAGCACAGCAUCAUCUGUGCGUACAUUGCCCUGCUGCUGGGCUGUGUGGUCCAGAAUAACAAGGAGUUUGCCGAGAAAUUACGAGAGCACACUCCGGACGGAAACUUCGUCGUGCUGGUGGAGGCACUCAAGAAGUUCCACAAUUUCAUCAACCUCACGGGCGUCCUCGGAAACACGGCGACCAGGAGCAUCCAACGUGUGAUAGAGGUCCUAGAGGACAGCUGAUCGUGUCCUACAACGUGCAACUUAGGUCAAUAGCAUGACGCCACCCCGAGGACUAAGGGCGACCCGGUCCGGUCACCGCGCUAGGACGGUCCCCCCCUUCCCUCUCUCAAUCUCUGUAGAUAACAUGAAACAUCCAUUUUAUUGCAGUCUCGUUGUUUUUUGUUUUGGUGUGUUUUUGGCAGUUGUGGUGAAGGUUUGCACUGCGGCUCCCGUAGAAGACUAGUUCUUUGUGUUGGGAUGAGACGUGGCUUGGGACGCGACGUGAUUAGAGAAAAUGCGCGAGCAUAAAGCGACGAGAGGUUUUCGUGUCGGGUUGUUUGCUAACGUUCUACCGAGCCGCUCAAUUUGGGGGUAAAGUGUCGCGAAUACUUAACUUCUUAUGUGGCAACCUGUAAAAAGACCCAACUUUUUGUGUCUUUAUUUUUUUUUGUCUAUUACGGGAGUUACGUUUUGAAUGCUGUUCGAAAUUUCCCUUUUGGAAGAAUCCCCUUCUUGUAAUUUCUUUGCAUUCGCAUUUUAAAUUGAAGUUGUUUUUUCUCACAUUGUGUCCUGUUUUUGCCCGCAUUUUGUUAAAUGUUUGGACAUCAGAAGGCAUAGGGAAAGUAACCAGUGUUCAUUCAAUGCACUUUUUAACCGGUAUGCCAGCUGGUUGUAUGCACUUCAGUAUUUUGUGUAGUUGGCUCAUUUUAGUUUUAUCGGUGUUACUGCUCAUCUUGGAUUUCAGUCGUGACACUGCAGUUGGUUUUGCAACGACGUUGUCUUUACCGGUGUUGGGAAGGCUUCGAGAGCAGGUUGUGCCUAAUACUGUAACGCGGUUUUUGUUUUACGCGAUGCAAAAACUGAACUUUGAAAAAGGGAAGACACCCGGGAGCUGUGACCGACAACUGGGUUUGGCUCUAGAUUCCUGCUUCCCAAGUACAAAGCAUUUUCUUUUCAAGUUUGGAUCCAAAGAAACUUCAUAUUCAAUAAACCCUUUCUUGAGUGUUGGUUGUUUCAUCUAAAAACUGACUUAUUGAGCAGAUAAUGAUCCCUGUUAACAAUUUGUGGGGUUUGCUUUAAUAUUUUACUUAAACCGGGUUGUUUACCUUGGUUAAGAUUUUAUUUCGAAAUUUUGUGAGGCCCCUUGUAACGUUUCGUGGCGAACUUUUUGUUACUUAUUUAUGCACGAAGGAUAUCCUAAAAUGCUUCAGAAUCCAUUUCUUAAACCAUUGCCGUGCAGCUCUUUGUCGGUUCAUUGUUUUGUCGGACUCCAUGAACUUAUCAGCAUUUUUGUUUUAUAUAUAUAUAUAAUGGGUGUACUACUCUUCCCGUGCCCUGGUCUCGUAGUUUAUUUGUACAAAGAUAGGUUUGUAAGGGAGUGUAGCUGGGAGUACCGAGGCAUGCACCGUGCAUUCUCAUGACGCACAUGCUCUGACCUCCCGCCUGACUGCCCCAACACAGGACUAGGGUAAGAGACGAAUCAUAUUAUUCCUUCAUUUUACUCUAGAAAGAAGCCGCUGUGCAGCAGGCUGGCUCCGAGUACAGAAGAGGCCUAUUUUUUUUGUAGAAUCGCACAGCCUGCUGGCCAGCCAGGCGACAUGUACAUAUAAAGCCAUCAGUUCCACCCCAUUUGCUUUCUUGUACAAGCGUCGCACACACACACCGGCUAUUUAUUGACUGUAAACACCUCGGUUCAUUGGAAGUUGCCUGCUUUUUACAGUUCUGUGCACCCUGUGUUAUUCUCGAAGUUGUACAAAGUUCAUGCUCCCGUGAACGUGCGCAUGGCGUGUGCUUCCCUGUUCCAUUAUUUCGUUUACCGAGGACACGGUGUUUGUAUCGGAAUAUUUAUCUACCGGACGAGGAGCAGAGCAUCCAGCGUUCUGAAAGGAGUCAAUAAAUUUUAUCAAAAGAUAAAA
This is a messenger RNA of Ixodes scapularis (black-legged tick), 5141 nucleotides long. It is a transcript of the gene wapl, whose product is annotated as wings apart-like protein homolog. The transcript is spliced from 18 exons. NCBI's taxonomy places the organism in Eukaryota, Metazoa, Arthropoda, Arachnida, Ixodida, Ixodidae. The coding region runs from base 163 to 3246 and encodes 1027 amino acids. The record is from RefSeq and is a predicted model, not a curated record. Gene Ontology annotation, biological process: regulation of chromosome condensation.